AUGGCCAAGCAUCAACAAACAGAAACUGCGACAGCCUUUAGCAGUUUCUGUGUUCCCCCAUUCACAUGUAAUCUGCUGCUGGUUAUAGCGGAUUAUGUGUUUCGGGGUGUAUUCACAGUUCUGACACGGUGUAUUGUGCAGCCUCUCUCAGUUGUUGAUGACGAGCUUGUUCCGAAGGGGACAUCUUCUUUAUCCCACGAAGACGCCAACUUGGAAUCCGUUAACGAGCUUCAAAGCCCGCCAAGGAUUCGAACAAGAGGACGUCCAAAAAACAGGCUAGGUUCAAAGCUGGAGAAACAGAUCGCAAAUGCCACAAAGAAGAAGAAGACGAAAGUUUUAAGCGAGAUAAACCUGUUUGAUGCUGCAUCAAUGGCGCAUUCAAAUUCCAGCCAAUAUCAAGGACACGUUAUGAAUUAUCAGUUCAGGGUACCAGCAGCAGGGGAUAACUCUUUGGGUGUAUAGUUUUAUAGAAUAUGGGUGUAAAAGCA
This is a messenger RNA of Arachis ipaensis, 488 nucleotides long. The record is from RefSeq and is a predicted model, not a curated record. NCBI's taxonomy places the organism in Eukaryota, Viridiplantae, Streptophyta, Magnoliopsida, Fabales, Fabaceae.